Messenger RNA from Cannabis sativa, 3377 nucleotides. RefSeq names its product protein indeterminate-domain 5, chloroplastic. NCBI's taxonomy places the organism in Eukaryota, Viridiplantae, Streptophyta, Magnoliopsida, Rosales, Cannabaceae. Gene Ontology annotation, molecular function: DNA-binding transcription factor activity. The transcript is spliced from 4 exons. Bases 754 to 2679 code for a protein of 641 amino acids. Gene Ontology annotation, cellular component: nucleus. The record is from RefSeq and is a predicted model, not a curated record.
AGAAUUAAUAAAUAAUAAAAAUAUAUUAUAUGGUUGUGUAUAUGUGUUAAUGUAACUGCAUGACACCAAAUCACAAAACAAAGAGCAAAUAUAUAUGAAUUUUUGUGCUAUUUCACUCAAAAACAAAUAAGAAAAAAAAAACAAAAAAGGCACACACACAGAGAGAAUAGAGAGAAAGAAAGAAGCUGAGUACUACCACCACUAUAGCAGCACCAGCUGAUGAUUUUCAAAGCUAGUUCUCUUUCUGUCUAUGGAGUUAUUAUUAUUAUUAUUAUUAUUAUUAUGCCCUAUAAUAUUUACACCUCCUUCUUUGGUUGAUGUUGUUCUAGCUCAUCAUCAUCAUCAUCAAUUUUGCUUUUGAAAUCUCUUCUCAUCUUUAGGUUAUUAUCUUCAUCUUCAUCUUCAUCUUCUUCUUAUUAUAUUAUUACUAUAAUAUAAAUAUAUAUAAUCUUAGGAUAUUGAGGUUCUGCCGGCUUUUGGGGUUUAUAUAGCUCUAUAGCUAUACCUUUUUUCAUUCACCUUUUAUAUAUAUUUUUGUGUUUUGAGAUAAAAUUUUUAGAAAUGAAAGACUGAAAAAAAAACUUGCAUGUGGGAUUGUGCAGCAACAAACAGCUUGUUUCUAGAAAUUCAGUUUUUUUUUUUAUAUAUAAUAUAAUUUGCUUUUGGGAGCUAAAAGUAAAGUGAUUCGAAAGAAAAAGGAGAGAAAAUCCUAAGAAACCCAGAAAGUAAAGAAGAGAUAUAUAUAUAUAUAUUAUGGCGGCUGCUUCUUCAUCUUCGAUACCAGGUUUUGGAAUCAAUAGCAACAGAGAAGAAGACCCAAAUAAUAAUCAGAUGAUGAUGAAACAACAUUCUUCAUCAACUCCAACUAAUUCAUCUUCUCUACCUCUACAACAACCUAAUCCACCUCCUCCUAUUCCAGCUCAGAAGAAAAAGAGAAAUCAACCAGGAACACCAAAUCCAGAUGCGGAAGUGAUAGCGUUAUCUCCAAAGACUCUAAUGGCAACAAACAGGUUCAUAUGUGAGGUAUGCAACAAAGGGUUUCAAAGGGAACAAAAUCUUCAGUUACACAGAAGAGGACACAAUCUUCCAUGGAAACUUAAGCAGAAAACAAACAAAGAACCGAAACGCAAAGUCUAUCUCUGUCCAGAACCCACUUGCGUUCAUCACGACCCAUCUCGUGCCUUGGGAGACCUCACCGGAAUCAAAAAACACUAUUCUAGAAAACACGGUGAGAAGAAAUGGAAGUGUGAAAAGUGUUCAAAACGCUAUGCUGUUCAGUCUGAUUGGAAAGCCCAUUCUAAGACUUGUGGUACUAGAGAGUACAGAUGUGACUGUGGCACUCUUUUCUCCAGGAGAGACAGCUUCAUCACACAUAGGGCUUUCUGCGACGCACUGGCGCAAGAGAGCGCGAGACACCCUCCAAAUUUGAGCGCAAUAAGUGCUAAUUUGUACGGAGGAAGCAAUGCAACAAGUUUGGGAUUAUCACAACUUGGUCCUCAUCAUCAAUUCUCAGCUUUACAAGACCAAACUCACCAAACUACAGGAGAUAUGUUACGCCUCGGAGGCGGUGGGGCAGGCGCCUCCCAUCAUCGGUCGGCUCAUUUACCUCAGGCCCCGUCUUCGGGGCAAUUCGAACACGGCCACAUUCUCUCGCCUACUUCGUUUCGGGCUCAGCAACAGCAGCAACAGACACCGGGUGGGUUCUUUAUGACUGCUGAACCGAACCAACAGCAGCAACAGCAGCAUUACCAUCAUCAAGAUGAUCAUCAUCAUAGCCAUCAUCAUCAUCAUCAAUCUCAGCAUGGUUUCUUGCCUAAUAAGCCUUUUCAUGGUCUUAUGCAGUUCUCUGAAAUUCAAUCUAAUGCAAACAACGUCAACCCUUCUUCAGGUCUAUUGAUUUCCAAUCAUUUCAAUACCGAAAACGGCACAUCUGGCGGCGGCGGAAGUGGUAGUGGCGGCGGAAGUGGUGGUGAUCAGGGAACAAAUAUAUUCUCGGGACAAAUUGUGACAGGCGAUCAAAUAAACUCAAGUCCAGUCUCAUCACUCUACAGCAAUUCAGUCCAGAACAACCACGCAGUUGCGGCGGCGGCUCACAUGUCAGCCACGGCUUUACUCCAAAAAGCGGCUCAAAUGGGCUCAACAUCCACAACAAACAACACAGCUUCACUCCUCCGAACAUUCGGUACCUCUUCCUCAUCAUCAGCGCAAAAUAAACCCUCAACCAUGGCUCCCGCCUCUUUCGGCGGGAGCAGUAGUAGUACUACUGGAGGACUAUUCGGUUCUGAUCAAAACGAUCAGAACCAUCUUCAAGAUCUAAUGAACUCGUUUGCCGCCGCCGGUGGAAACAACUCAAUGUUCGGCGGAAACACCUUUGUUGGAGGCGGCGGCUACGAUCAUCAAGAUCAGAAGUUACAUCAGGCCAAUAGUAGUGGCGGUGGUGGCGGUUCUAUGGCCGCAAUGAACAAUAGUAUGGGCGGUGGCGGUGGUGGUAGCGGUGGUUCGGAUAGGCUUACGAGGGACUUUCUUGGAGUGGGACAGAUUGUGAGAAGCGUAAGCGGAGGGUUUUCUAAUAAACAGCGUGGAAUUAUCGAAAUGGGUUCGUUGGAUUCGGAAAACAAUGCGCCGCCGCCGCCGUCAUCAGCCCAAUCCUUUGGAGGCUCACCUGGGAAUUUUCAGUAGUUAGAUUUGGGGAUGAAAGGAAAAGCAAGAAAAUAAGAAAGAAUAAAGAAAGAGAAAAAGAAAAUAAAAGAAAAAAAAAGGUACUAUUUCUACUACUACUACUUAUUCUACUAGAUUGAUUACUACUACUACCACUUCAGAAAUGAGUACGUGAAAAUUAGUGACGUAGUUAAAAUAAAAUGAUUAUAUUUUUGUGAUAAAAGUAAGUAAGUUAGUUUUCUUUGGUAAAUGUGCAAUAAUUCUUUUACUGUUUUCUUAUGAUUUUUUUUUUAUUUUUUAUUUUAUUUUUAAAAUAAAAAAGUUUUAAUCUGACACAUUGUCCUACAUUGGGACAGUCACGGUUUAUGACCUGGAGUACAUGUAGGGUUUCGUUUGUUUUUUAGUUUUAUUAAUUUUAAUUUUCUUUCUUGUUUUAACUUUUUUAAAUUUUCACAUUUAUUUUUUUCUUUUUGUUUUGGUAUUGGGAGAGUCACGAGUGCUUUGACUUGGUAGGAAAAAAAAAAAUCAACAAUUAAAUAUCAGAAAAAUUAUAAAUUAGAGUUUUUGCUAUUUUUGUUAAGUUAUUUUCUUCUACUUUAAUUUUCUAAAUAUAGAUUAUUUUUAUUAUUAUUGUUUUUGCAGGAACUCUGAUUUGUUAAAUCAAAAUCUGAUUUUUCAUCUCAAUUUCUUUCUGACAAGUACUACAACAAAAGAAGAAA